Molecule: messenger RNA, 3189 nt
Organism: Orbilia oligospora ATCC 24927
Lineage: Eukaryota; Fungi; Ascomycota; Orbiliomycetes; Orbiliales; Orbiliaceae
Exons: 2
Coding region: 1-3189 (1062 amino acids)
Molecular function (GO): ATP binding; ATP hydrolysis activity; translation elongation factor activity
Source: RefSeq, a predicted model, not a curated record
AUGGCCCCAGCUGUUGAUACUAUGGCUUCAUCUUCCGCCUCCGAAAACGCCAAGUCGGUCAAGGUCCUCGAGGACCUCCUCCAGAAACUCUCCGUUUCCAAGGGAGACGAGACCGAGUACGCUGCCAAGAACCUUGCUACCUUCGUCAACGGUCCUAUCGAAGAGCACGAAGUUCCAUCGAAAUUCGUCGAUGACCUCAAGAAGAAGCUCAACAACAAGAAGGAUGCCACAGUCCGUGAGCGUGCCCUCUCGGCCAUCAAGGCCAUUGCUGGUCACACUUUGGCUCCGGCCAUCGAGCCUUACGUGAUCGAGCUUCUCGGACCUGUCCUUGUUGCCGUCGGUGACAAGAUGACCUCCGUCAAGAAACUUGCUCACGAAACCGCUCUCACUAUCGUUGAGAACGUCAACCCCAAUGCCAUCAAGGCCCUUCUCCCAAUCAUCUUCAACUCCAUCCAGAAUGCCGGAAAGUGGCCGGAGAAGAUCACUGCUCUCGAGUGCAUUGACACCCUCACUCGCAUUGCUCCUACUCAGCUCGCUUUGAGGACCCCGGACAGCAUUCCUGUCAUCUCUGAGGCUAUGUGGGAAACCAAGCCAGAGGUCAAGAAGGCUGCCAGGAAGACAAUCGAGAACAUCUGUACUUUGAUCUGCAACAAGGAUAUCGACCGUUUCAUUCCUGAGCUUAUCAACUGUAUCGCUGCUCCGGAGAACGUCCCCGAGACCAUUCACUUGCUCGGUGCCACCACUUUCGUUCAGGAUGUCCUUGCUCCAACUUUGUCCAUCAUGGUUCCUCUUCUCGAGCGUGGUCUCGCUGAGCGUGAGACUGCCAUCAAGCGUAAAUCCGCCGUCAUCGUCGACAACAUGUGCAAGCUCGUCGAGGAUCCUCAGAUCGUUGCUCCUUUCUUGCCCAAGCUCAUGCCCGGUCUCCAGAAGAACUUCGAUACCAUUGCCGACCCCGAAGCUCGCUCCGUUACCGAACGUGGUCUCGAUACUCUCAAGCGUGUUGGUGAUGUCGGUCCGGAUGGUAAGAUCCCAGAGGUCUCCAACGCUUCCGAGCCAGCUGUCUUGCUCGAGACCCUCAAGUCCAUCGUCUCCGCCAGCAACCACAACGAAGUUCUCAGCAAGUACCAGCCAGUUCUCAGCUACCUCGCCUGCAUCGCCGGUACCCUCUACGAUGAGAACUCCAACGAGCAGUUGAUCUGGUUCGAGCAUGUCGUCCCAGCUCUCGCUGCCCUCGUCGGUGAGGAUGACGCCAAGUCCAUCGUUGACACCUUCCGCAAGCGUUCCGCUCCUGGUAUCGCCGAGGCUGAGGAAGGUGAGGCCGAUGAUGAGGAAGGUGAAGAUCUCUGCAACUGUACCUUCAACCUUGCCUAUGGUGCCAAGAUCCUCCUCAACCAGACCCAUCUCCGUCUCAAGCGUGGUCAACGUUAUGGUCUCUGCGGUCCCAACGGUUCCGGAAAGUCCACCCUCAUGCGUGCCAUCAACCGUGAACAGGUUGAGGGUUUCCCACCCAAGUCCGAGGUCAAGACUGUCUUCGUCGAGCACGAUCUCGAUGCCGCUGAUACUGAGGAGACUGUCAUUGGCUGGACCAUGAAGAAGUUGGCUGAGGCUGGUGUCGAAAAGUCCCGUGAUGAAGUUGAGAAAACCAUGGUUGAAUUCGGCUUCCAACAGACUUGGUUCGAGAACCCAAUCACCUCCCUCUCUGGUGGUUGGAAGAUGAAGUUGGCUCUUUGCCGUGCCGUCUUCGAGGACCCCGAUAUUCUCCUCCUCGACGAGCCUACCAACCAUUUGGAUCGUGUCAACGUCAGGUGGCUCGAGGACUACCUCUGCAACUCCAAGUGUACCUCCAUCAUUGUCUCCCACGACUCUGGUUUCCUCGACAAUGUUUGCCAGCACAUCAUCCACUACGAGCGAUUCAAGCUUAAGCGUUACAGAGGUAACCUUAAGGCCUUCGUCGCCCGUGUCCCAUCUGCCAAGUCCUACUACGAACUCGGAGCCUCCGAGCUCGAGUUCAAGUUCCCAGAACCAGGUUUCCUCGAAGGUGUCAAGACCAAGGCCAAGGCUAUCGUCAAGGUAGACAAGAUGGAGUUCCAAUACCCAGGUACCCCCAAGCCACAGUUGAACGAUAUCUCCUUCCAGGUCUCCCUUGGAUCCCGUAUCGCCGUCAUUGGACCCAACGGUGCCGGAAAGUCUACUCUUAUCAACGUCUUGACUGGUGAAUUGAUCCCAACCAAGGGUAACAUCUACGUCCACGAGAACAUCCGUAUCGCCUACAUCAAACAGCACGCUUUCGCCCACAUCGACAACCACUUGGACAAGACUCCAUCCGAGUACAUCCAGUGGCGUUUCCAGACUGGUGAGGAUCGUGAGACCAUGGAUCGUGCCAACAAGCAGAUCACCGAUGACGAUGAGCUUGCCAUGAACAAGAUCUUCAAGUUUGAGGGUUCCCAACGUCGUGUCGUCUCCAUCUCCGGUCGUCGCAAGUUCAAGAACUCUUAUGAGUACGAGUGCUCUUUCCUUCUCGGUGAGAACGUCGGUAUGAAGGGUGAGAAGUGGAUUCCUAUGUCUACCUCCGAUAACGGCUGGAUCCAACGUUCCGAGCUCAUCGCCUCCCACACCAAGAUGGUCGCCGAUAUCGAUCAGAAGAUCGCUCUCGAGUCCGGUGCUUUCCGCCCAUUGAUCCGAAAGGAAAUCGAAAUUCACUGCGGUUACUUCGGUCUCGAUGCUGAGUUGGUUUCCCACUCCCGCAUGAAGGGUCUCUCUGGUGGUCAGCGUGUCAAGGUCUGCUUGGCCGCCGCCACCUGGCAACGACCUCACUUGAUCGUUCUUGACGAACCCACCAACUAUCUCGACCGUGACUCUCUCGGUGCUUUGUCCAAGGCUCUCAAGGCCUUCGAUGGUGGUGUCGUCAUCAUUACCCACGCUGAGGAGUUCACCCGUGGUCUCACUGAGGAAGUCUGGUCCGUCAUUGACGGUAAGAUGACCCCAUCCGGCCACAACUGGGUCCAAGGUCAAGGUAGCGGUCCUCGUAUUGAGGAGAAGGAGGCCGGUGAUCAGUUCGAUGCCCUUGGUAACAAGAUCGAGGUUACCAAGAAGAAGAAGCUCACCUCCAGCGAACUCCGAAAGAAGAAGAAGGACCGUAUGGCCAGGCGCAAGCGUGGUGAGGAGGUCUUCUCUGAUGAGGACGAUUAG